This is a messenger RNA of Salvia hispanica, 2874 nucleotides long. Its product is annotated as Zn-dependent exopeptidases superfamily protein. Gene Ontology annotation, biological process: proteolysis. The record is from RefSeq and is a predicted model, not a curated record. Gene Ontology annotation, molecular function: metalloexopeptidase activity. Lineage: Eukaryota; Viridiplantae; Streptophyta; Magnoliopsida; Lamiales; Lamiaceae.
GUUCCGGAAGCAACAAAUCAGCGGUUUGACCCAAAAAACUCUUCACUACAACUGCUUAAACCUCUCUCAGCUCCGGCAAUCGGCGCCGAAACGAUGUCGUUUGUGAGGCUGAGCGCCGGCGACGUCGCUGGAUUCAAAGUCCUAUUCACGCUGAUGAUUCUGUACGGAGUGUCAUCUUACUUCGCUUACUCCGCCAUCCACAUGAAGUUCGUCGCGCCUCUCGCCGCCGACGCACCGCUCGAUCGGUUUUCCGAGGCCAGAGCGAUUGAGCACGUGCGCGUGCUGGCCGAGGAAAUCGGCGGCCGCCAGGUGGGAACUCCAGGCCUGCAACAGGCAGCAGAGUAUAUUAAGAAGCAGUUAGAACUGUUAAAAGAACGAGCUGGCUCAAAUAUUAGGAUAGAGAUAGAAGAAACAGUUGUUAAUGGGUCCUUCAAUAUGAUGUUUCUAGGAAAUAGUUUAUCACUAACUUACAGAAAUCAUACAAAUAUUGCAAUGAGGAUUUCAUCAGUUGAUUCUCAGGAAAGUGAUCCGUCAGUUUUAUUGAACGGUCAUUUUGAUACUCCGCCUGGUUCUCCUGGAGCUGGAGACUGUGGCUCAUGUGUAGCAUCACUGCUUGAAUUAGCAAGGCUGGGUAUUGAUUCUGGAUGGACACCUCCUCGACCAAUAAUAUUCUUAUUCAAUGGCGCUGAAGAAUUAUUUAUGCUGGGUUCACAUGGGUUCAUGACAACACAUAGAUGGCGUGAUACAAUUGGAGCCUUUAUCGACAUUGAGGCGUCUGGGACAGGAGGCUUUGAUUUAGUAUGCCAGUCUGGACCGGGAUCUUGGCCUUCAUCUGUUUAUGCUCAGUCAGCUAUAUAUCCCAUGGCAAAUAGUGCAGCUCAGGAUGUUUUUGGUGCUGUUCCUGGUGACACAGACUACAGAAUGUUCGCCACUGAUUACGGUGACAUUCCUGGCUUGGAUAUUAUCUUCUUGCUUGGGGGUUAUUAUUACCACACCUCAUAUGAUACAGUGGAUAGACUAUUACCAGGAAGCAUGCAAGCACGUGGGGACAAUCUGUUUAGUUUAAUGAAAGCUUUCGCCAAUUCUUCUAACUUAUUAACUGCCCAAGAAAGAAAGUCCUUGAGAGAUUCUACCAGCCAACCCAAGGGUGGAAGACCUAUUUAUUUUGAUUACUUUGCACGCUUCUUGGUCCUCUACUCAAGAAGGCAAGCGCUGGUAUACCACACUAUUCCGUUUGCUAUAUUCUUGCUUAUGCCCCUGUUAUUGCGCUUGCCAACUGGGAGUUUAUACACUUCUUUUAAUUCCUACUGUGACUUUCUAAAAGGAUUAUUAUGCCAUGCCUGUGGGAUCACAUUCGCCAUACUUCUCCCCAUCUCUUUAUCUAUCCUGCGGUUACUAUUUUCUGGACAUUCCAUGAACUGGUUUGCUAAUCCAGUUUUGGCAUUUCUAAUGUUUGUACCAUGCUCAAUUGUCGGUCUUUUGGCUCCCACAAUUAUUUGGAGAGAAAUUCCUCUCUCUCAAGAUGUUAUGACUCUUGCAUUAUCAAGGGAGGAAUUGGCUGAUGAAGCAAGGUUUUGGGGAGCAUUUGGAUUCUAUAACCUAUUGACUUUGGCAAGCCUUGCAUCAGGGUUGAGUGGGGGUUUUAUCACUUUCUUUUUAUCAGUUUCUAUGCUUCCAUCUUGGAUCUUUUAUCGCCUAUCAAUCAAGACAUUUGGUCAUCAAUCUCUCAGGUCAGCAGCAUCAUAUGUGAUCCCUUUGGUACCUUGCAUAAUGUAUUCCGUAUACUUUGGUGGAUUUCUUGCUGUAUUUGUCAUCGAAAAAAUGGGCAUGACAGGCUCUCAUCCACCUCCUUAUGGAUAUUUUGUUCCUGAUGCAAUAGUUGCGGCUGUAGUUGGAUUAGUAACAGGUUGGUGUCUUGGCCCUUGUAUACCUGUUGUGGGGAAAUGGUUGGCAAAACCACGAAUCAUCCAAGUUUUGCUGCAUGGAAGUGUUAUUGCGAUGGCUUUAUCAUCACAAUUCUUUCCAUAUAGCAAUGAUGCACCAAAAAGGGUUGUUUUUCAGCAUACAGUUCAGACAAUAGAUGCAGAUCAAGUAUUGGAAGUUAGUUUUGAUUUCGCCGUAGUUGACUCCAAUUCCCUGAUGUUUGUUUUCCAUCAUGCUCCUGACGUGGUAAAGGAACUGUAUGGGGACAAAGAAUUAAGUUUUGACACAGUCCCUGAAUCAAAUACUCAGAGAUGGACGGGAAUUUUACCCAUUAAUGCUUUGUUCUCGAGAAGCCUGAAGUUUCCCACAACGACUGCAGAAAUAAUGAAAGAAUACUCAAACUUUCCACUCUUGACUUCUCAAAUAUCCCCUAGCAUCUCCACCAAGGGAUCUCGAAGAGUCAACUUGGAGUUUUCGUUAGGUUCCUUGAAGGAGGUGUGGGUUGCAGUGCUCAACAUUACAGGACCCUUGUCAAAUUGGUCAUUUGCAGAUAAUAUUGUUCCAGCUCCCCUUAGAAUUGGCAAUGGGCCACCAUCAUAUGCUUGCAGACUGAGCGGCACAGGCCAUGAGAACUGGACAUUUUGGUUGGAGGCCAACACGUCAGAACCUUUGAGGAUCGAUGUCGCUGUGUUGGACCUGCAUUUAACCGAGCAAACCAAGAAAUUGAAAGGCCUUUUUCCAAGUUGGAUGGAUGUGACUGCCUUCACAAGCUUCUUGUCUUCCUAUACCUUCUAACUCGGUUCUUCUUCAGCUAAUUUCUCACACCGCACACAAAAUAACUACUCUGUGUAUAUCAAUUACUUGGGUAGUCUCUCUUUUACGUACUCUUACAAGUACUAUUUUUCUAGUGGUCGUAAUUGAUUGUUUGAAUAAAACAUUUUUUUUGGUUCA